Messenger RNA from Eruca vesicaria subsp. sativa (arugula), 744 nucleotides. The record is from the annotation of a GenBank genome assembly. Lineage: Eukaryota; Viridiplantae; Streptophyta; Magnoliopsida; Brassicales; Brassicaceae.
AGCACACCAUCACAAUCACCACAGCCUCCUCUUCAAUCCCAACCCAAAAAAAGAAAGAAAAAUGGUUAACCCAAGAGUCUUCUUCGACAUGACAAUCGGCGGCGCCCCCUCAGGCCGCAUCGUGAUGGAGCUUUUCGCCGACACGACACCCGCCACCGCCGAGAAUUUCCGUGCCCUCUGCACGGGCGAGAAAGGAGUCGGAAAGAAGGGGAAGCCACUCCACUUCAAGGGAUCAGGCUUCCACCGCGUGAUCCCCGGAUUCAUGUGCCAAGGAGGAGAUUUCACCGCCGGGAACGGAACCGGUGGAGAGUCGAUCUACGGAGAUAAGUUCAAGGACGAGAACUUUGUGAAGAAGCACACUGGGCCUGGGAUUUUAUCCAUGGCGAACUCUGGGCCCAACACUAAUGGGUCUCAGUUUUUCAUUUGUACCGCUGAGACCUCGUGGCUUAAUGGGAAGCACGUUGUGUUUGGUCAGAUUGUUGAAGGUAUGGAUGUUGUGAAGGCGAUUGAGAAAGUUGGCUCUUCUUCCGGGACGACUAAGAAGCCUGUGGUUGUCGCUGAUUGUGGUCAGAUUGCUUAAAUCUGAGUGAUGGAUGGGCUUUGGAAUCUGAUGAAUGUGUUAUCUGUUGCUUUUCGAAUGUUUUUUCUGAUCUUUCGAGCUUGUAAAAACCCUCUUGAGGGUUUUGAAUUUGACUUGUCUUUGAAUAAUUAUGAAUAACUAUGAGCUUUUUAAUAUUAUUACUA